Messenger RNA from Oppiella nova, 1573 nucleotides. Lineage: Eukaryota; Metazoa; Arthropoda; Arachnida; Sarcoptiformes; Oppiidae. The record is from the annotation of a GenBank genome assembly.
UUUAUUACACAAAAAUAAAAUAUUAAUAAAAAUUAAAACUAUGUAUAAAUAUUUGGCUAUAAGUCUAACUGUUUAUAUAGCGCUAACUACCGGUGCCGUCACCGGCAUCGACGUGAACACCAGCUCCGGGUUAGUGAGGGGACAGACCAUCGACGUGCUCGACAAGAAGGUGAACGCAUUCAUAGGCAUCCCAUUCGCCGAACCACCGGUCGGUGCCCUGAGGUUCGCCCGACCGAAACCACUCGCGAAACCGAUUCCUGGGGUAAUAGACGCCACCAAACCUAAAAACUCAUGUAUGACGGGUGGCAGCGCCCAAAUGGGGGAGGACUGUCUGUUUGUGAACGUGUGGGCCCCGCAAAACACGACUAAAUUAAAGCCCGUUAUGUUUUGGAUAUACGGCGGGGGUCUGGGAAGUGGAUCCAUAUUUUCCGGGGCUAAUGAUGGCAAGGCUUUGACUAUCGAUGACGUGGUGGUGGCGUCCGUUAACUACCGGCUCCGAGCGUUGGGGUUCAUGUACGGCGGUCCUGAUACUGACUGCCCCGGGAAUAUGGGUUUUUAUGACCAAACAUUGGGACUUAAAUGGGUGAGAGAAAACAUCCAUUUGUUUGGCGGAGAUAAGGAUCAGAUCACGAUAUUCGGUGAGAGCGCCGGCAGUUGGUCCGUAUCGGCGCUGGUAUUAUCGCCGCUAACCAAAGGCCUCUUCAAACGAGCUAUACUACAGUCGGGCGCCGACUAUCACGACCAGAAGGCCGGCGGUCUCGUGACGGCCGCUCGCACUCUACAGGACAGCAAAAAUAUGGCCAAACAUUUCAAUUGCACGGAUCAACACAAUUGGGUCGACUGUCUGAGGAAAGUGGACGCCAAAGACAUCACUAACUGGCCCUUCCCAGACCUCUUUCCAUUGGACGGCACGGAGUUUCUGCCCCUUCCCGCACAACAGGCAUUCAAACAGCUUAAGUAUAAUACCGAUGUGGACAUAAUAGCCGGUUGUAAUCACGACGAGGGCUCCAACUUAGCCCCUAAAUACUCGGGUAAUUACACGGAACAGGUGUUCACCGAAAUGGUAGAGAAGGCCGACAAAACAUUUCACGGAUUAGACAUUCAGAAAGUGAAAGACUUUUAUCUGAAAAGUGUCAACAAAACUGAUCCGAAAGCCAUUGAGUGGGCGUUUAAGCAGUUUUACGGCGAUGUGUUCAUGAAGUGUCCGACCUAUCUGUUUGCCAAACAGUUGAGCCAACAGUCUGUCCACCGGAAUGUCUACUUCUAUGAGUUGACGUACCAGACCACUGGUAAUACCUGUCAGGGUGUGUGUCACGGCUCGGAACUGUAUUACGUGUUCGGCCGACCAGUUGUGGGCAAAGGGGAUAAACUGGACGUGGAUUUCAGCCGCGAGGUUAUGACUUAUUGGACUAACUUUGCUAAAACCGGAAUUCCCACGACUGACAUAAAAUGGCCUCAAUUUAAUGAUAAGACUCUAAUCGUAAAGGACUUGAAUCCCCACGACUUCACCAAAACACUUGUCGACCCCUUUAAGACUGUUUGCGAGGAGUUUUGGAAACAAUAUUUUGAAUGA